AUGAAUCCGCUUCUUCUGACUCUUUUCCUUGCAAGUCUGCAGCUCUACAACGGCGCAGUCACUUCAGCUGCAGGUUUUAAAUGUCAUAACUCGCUAAUUUCUGACAAAUGGAGGAAAGAAAUCCAGGAUCUUGUCAAUGGUUUCCGUCGAAAAGUAGCGAAAGGACAGCAACUAGGUAAAGACGACGCGAAACUGCCAACGGCUCAGUAUAUGAAUCAAUUGACAUGGGAUUGCAAUAUAGAAGCAGAAGCUCAGGCUGCUGCUGAGAACUGCCUUUCUUCACCUAAAUUGCCCACGUUCCAAGACAGCAACUAUAAACUCGGCUCUAUAAUUCUGAAGGACACAGUUAAAGCUAACAACUGUGACGCUACCAGAAAAGCAAAAGAAUUGCUGACUAAAGAAUGGGAAGCCGCAGUUGCAAACCAGGCGGAUGAGAAAGUAGCGAACGAUGCUAAAGCGUUUGCUCAGCUUGCUUACGAGAAAGUCGAUGCAUUCGCAUGCACAUACCAAAUUUGCCAGUCCACAAACUACAAUCUCCUAUGCUUCUUCAACCAGAAUCCACCCGCUGUAGGUAGUGAUGUCUAUACAAAGGACCCUAAGUCUCCUUCCUUCUGCAGUAAUAGGACCGCCUGCCGCACUUGCGUAGAUGGACUUUGCGAAACAAGUGUCAAACCAGGUCGUCCCGCACUCUUCAAGAGCACAUUUUGCGGUACCGGUACGAAAGCCUGCAAAGGUGUGUUUUCGGACAAUUUUAGGCGUACUGCACUGGAAAUGCACAACUACUACAGACGCCUCCUUGCUACAGGAUGGGCGAAGUCUGGUGAAAGCUAUGCAAAACCAGCAACAAAAAUGAUUGAAUUGCAAUAUGAUAAAGCCCUUGAAGCCGAUGCUGUGAAGAAGAUUAAAGACUGCAAAGCUAGUUUAAGCACUGCUGUCAAAGAAAACUUCUGGAGCACAGAUGUCAGCACAUCCAACAAUAUUGGUGAAGACGCCAUUAAGAAGGCAGUGGCUAAAUGGUGGAAGCCUUCUGGAAACAAAGCUUUUGGAGAGAACCGCAAAAAUACCAAAGGUCUCAUGUCUGCCGCAAACAUAGCAUAUGAUGAAGCCACCAAGGUCGGCUGCGCUAUAGAUGCUGGAGAAGCUUGUCUGAAACUCGGAAAACUAUAUAUUCUGUGCAAAUAUGACAAUUCACCUGCUAUAGGUGAUGAGAUCUACGGAGCUGGAAAUAAGGCGUGUUCGAAGUGCGUUACUACCGGUACCCACCGGUCGUGCUCUCCGUUGGGUGGAUUGUGCGUUUAA
Necator americanus (New World hookworm) is the source of this 1299-nucleotide messenger RNA. RefSeq lists its product as uncharacterized. The record is from RefSeq and is a predicted model, not a curated record. NCBI's taxonomy places the organism in Eukaryota, Metazoa, Nematoda, Chromadorea, Rhabditida, Ancylostomatidae. The transcript has 13 exons. The coding region runs from base 1 to 1299 and encodes 432 amino acids.